CUACAAUAGGUAUACAAACGUGUAUGUAUGGAUAAAACAAAUUUACAGUGUUUGCAAUAGUUUGAAGCCAACAUGCAGUUGCUCAUACAAUGUAUACUAAUAGUAGCAAAACCUUUAUUGACUAGGGUUUACGUCAACACAAUGUUAAAAAUACUGGUCCCUCAUAUUGUUUGGUCAGUGGGUCAGACAAAACACAGUUGAACCCAGCUGAACUCUGAGUCCAAUAUCACUGUUUGUGUAUUCAUAUAAUGUCAACAACCAACGAGAUCAUUGCUACAAUGGCUGCUGCAGGACACCAAGAGGUUAUAACCUUUCUUAUUCAAACAUGUAUGUCUGAUUGAACUGUACAAGACCUCACCGAGCCGGAUCUCUGUUGGUAAAAUAAUCAAAUAAUCCAAGAAAAAUAUAUAGGCCUGGUGUUUUGUUGAGGGUUGCAUGAUCUAGCUGUGUGGGAUGACUGGCAAUAGUAGGGCUUUUGUAACAAACAGACUCUUGUGUAUAAUGUGGUUAUAGCCUUGCAGUGAUCAAAGAUUGUUUUUUUUAUGUAACCUCAGUUUAAUGCCAAACACAUUGUUAAUCAAGCUCCAUGAAAUCUGGUGGCUGUUUGGACAUAAAAAGUCAGCUCAGGUUUUAUUUUCCUGCCACGAUUUACUCUCAGUCUGACAGACAGAUGUACAGUGUGUAGAUGAGGCAUGCCUGCACCCACAGAGGAUUACGACAAACUACAUGUGACUAAAACAAUACAGUUCUAAGAUAUAGUGACUAACCGUCCACACCCUCACAGAAGAUGGACAAAGAGCUCCUGUUUUGGGUGUGGUUGUUAAUAUUGGCGGGACUAGCGGAGGGGUACUCCUGGCCUCGCUCUCAGAAUCCCCGCUCGCAGAGAAGCCGCAGCGGCAAGAGUCAGAAGCCAAACAUUGUGGUGAUCAUGACUGAUGACCAAGAUGAAUUAUUAGGUUCCAUGGAAGUCAUGCCAAAGACCUUGCGCAUAAUGCGAGACCAGGGGGUCCACUUCAAUAACUCGUUUGUCUCGACCCCCAUGUGCUGUCCCUCCCGUAGCUCCUUCCUGACCGGGAUGUACACCCACAACCAUCAUGUGUACACCAACAACGAUAACUGUUCCUCGCCCUACUGGCAGAGGACCCAUGAACCUCGGACCUUUGCGACCUACCUCAACAAUGCUGGGUACCGGACCGGGUACUUCGGCAAGUACCUGAACGAGUACAAUGGGACGUACAUUCCCCCGGGGUGGAGGGAGUGGGUGGGGCUGAUCAAGAACACUCGCUUCUACAACUACACGGUCAAUUUCAACGGGAAUAAGAUGAAGCAUGAGGAUAACUAUUAUGCGGACUAUUUCACCGACUUGAUUGCCAAUGAUAGUGUUACUUUCCUGAAAAACAGUAAACAGUACUUUCCGAAAAGGCCUGUCCUGAUGGUAUUGAGUGUCCCUGCUCCCCACGGCCCUGAGGACUCUGCCCCUCAGUACCAGCAUCUUUUCUACAACAACACACUUCACAGGACUCCCACCUGGAACAUGGCUCCCAAUCCGGAUAAGCAGUUCCUGUUAAAAGUAACGGGGAAGAUGGAGCCUAUUGAGCAGACGUUUACGGAUGUUCUCCAGCAAAAAAGGCUACAAACAUUACAGUCAGUAGAUGACCUUGUAGAAAAGGUAUAUGAAGAGUUGUGGAACUUGGAUGAGCUGGAGAACACCUACAUUAUCUACACGUCGGACCAUGGCUACCACCUAGGCCAGUUUGGACUGGUGAAGGGCAAGGCGCUGCCCUAUGACUUUGACGUUAGGGUUCCGUUAUACGUUCGUGGUCCGGGCAUUAAGCCGAGGUCAAAAAUUUCUAAUCUUGUGGUGAAUGUGGACUUGGCCCCAACUAUUCUGGAUAUGGCUGGUGUGGAUAUUCCGGAGCACAUGGAUGGGAGAUCGGUGAUGAAACUCAUCAGAACCAAGAGCUACCGAGACCAGGAUUAUGGUGGCUUCAGUGACAACUAUGUGACAGCCAAGAGACCAUGGAGAGAUACUAUUCUGUUGGAGAGAGGAAAAAUUACAGUGAAAAAAAGAAAGGCACUGAUGCGUCAACAGAAGAGAAACUUUCUUGAAACUGUGAACAGCUUGCCCACUAUCAGUGACUCCUAUUUGAAGUAUGCCACUCCGAAACAGAAGAGAAUUUUCAAGGAGUGUGCAAAACCCCAAAACCAGCCCCCCUGUAAAAAGGGACAGAAAUAUCAGUGUAUACAAGAAUAUGGCCGUAAUAUGCCGAGACUGAUGAAGUGUCGAAAGAACAAGAGAAUGCAGAGGGAUGGAUAUUUUCCCAAAAAACGUUGUCCUUGUGGCCGCAAGAAGAACAAAAUCAAUCCAGAUGAAAAACUCAGUCAGACAGAAUUCCUAAUGAAGCAUGCCAGCAAAGAUUUUUCACCAAAAUUUAUCAGAACUAAGAGAUCUUAUUUACAGUUAGUGGGCAAUACAAGUUCUUCAUCUCAGAAUUCCAUUUCUUCUUUAUCAGUUCAGCCCUUUGAUCGUCGCUGUAGAGUUUUACCCAAUGACACAGUAUCAUGUGAUCGUGUUUUGUAUCAGGACCCAGUUGAAUGGAAAAACCACAAGGAGAAACUCGAUGAGAUGAUCGAAGAAUACAGAAAAAUGCUGGAGGAUUUAAGGCUCUACAGAAAACAUUUAAAGGCCUCUAAACCCCUUGAUUCAUACCUGAGUGAGAUCGGAAACGGAAUCAGCGGUCAGGGUUACCUGGACUAUGAGUGUGAACCCUGUAACAGUAACAGCAGACGAUCUGAAAGAAAAAAAGAAAUAGAACAAAGACGUCGCCGCAGACGAAAAAAUAAGAAGCGAAAGAGAAAGUAUCAGGGGUCCGAUUCACCUCUAUGGAAUUCAACUUACUGGAAUUUGCCUCCUGAUGAGAAAGUGAGUCGCCGUAAGCACCCGGCCUGUAAGCGAGCCAAUGCUGACUGUUCUCUGAUGGACAACAGUCAUUGGAAGACUCCCCCAUACUGGACAAAUGGGCCCUUCUGUUUUUGUACGAAUUCAAACAACAACACCUACUGGUGCAUACGUACCAUUAAUGCAACACAUGAUCUACUGUACUGUGAAUUCAUUAACAAUUUCCUCAGCUAUUAUGAUCUCAAAAAGGACCCAUUUCAGAUGAGGAAUGCCAUACAUGAUGUAAACUAUGGUAUUUUACAACAACUUCAUGAGCAGCUGAAUGCCAUGAGGGCAUGUGAAGGCACAAAGGAAUGUAACAAAGCAGGACUUUGGUACAGAGAUGAGGAAAAUAAAUCAAAUGAUGAAAUAAAUGGGGAUGAUACCUGAUGAAAAGAUCCAGGUGAUUUUGUCUCUUAGGAGAGUCCAUGUUCAAGACAAUGUGUAGCCGAGCUGCAUGCUGAUGUCUGGAGAGAAUGUGUUCAAUGAAGACUGUGAUUAUCACCCUACUUUCAUUUUUGUGUACUUUCAUAUUGUGAUAUAUAUUACUUUUUUUUCUCCAAGGGAAACAACCUUGGAUUUCUAUGCGUUAUGACUUUAAGUGAAUAUUUGUUUUUAUAAUUAAAUUCCAUUAACAGUAUGUAUAAUUUUUUACUUUGUAAUUUUUACAUGUAAAUUCAAUUGUUUAGUGUUAAAUGUAGAAGUUUUUAAUCAUGGCACUUAAUUAUUGCGAUAUUGAAUCUUGUUUCUUUUUAUUAAGCACAAUGCUGGCCAGUUUUGUACAUUGUGUAGAUGAACGAUGCAUCAGUAUUAGAGGGCUAUUUAGUAAAUAUAUCUAAAGAUCACCUUUAUUGCUGAAGAUCUUAUUUUACUGUAACAUGGUUGGUUUUUUGUUGGUUUUUUUUUUUUUUUUAUUCACAAGACAGAGUUUCUUGCAAAUUACUGAUGUAAAGGUAUGUAUUGAUUUUGCACAUUGCACAUUGUGCACUUGUUUGUCCUCAUGUUAAUUAAUGAGGAUAUUUAUAUUUUCGUAAGUUUCAAGUCUCUUCAAUAUUUUCCUCUAUAGCAGUGUUAAAGUCAGCUGUUUAAUAAUUAUA
Magallana angulata is the source of this 4035-nucleotide messenger RNA. RefSeq names its product extracellular sulfatase Sulf-1-like. The transcript is spliced from 18 exons. The coding region runs from base 788 to 3328 and encodes 846 amino acids. Lineage: Eukaryota; Metazoa; Mollusca; Bivalvia; Ostreida; Ostreidae. Gene Ontology annotation, molecular function: calcium ion binding; N-acetylglucosamine-6-sulfatase activity; glycosaminoglycan binding. The record is from RefSeq and is a predicted model, not a curated record.